AUGGUUAAUAGAAGCACAACGGAUGCAAUAUUUGCACUCCGUCAAUCAAUGGAGAAAUACAGAGAGGGGCUAGAGAAGUUACACUGCAUCUUUAUCGAUCUAGAGAAGGCGUACGAUAGAGUUCCAAGACAGGAGUUGUGGAAUUGUUUGAGGCUGGAGAAAGUAGAAGAGAAAUACAUCAGACUAGUACAGGAUAUGUAUGAGGAUAGUAAGACCAUAGUGAAGUGCACAGCGGGUGAGGAGUUUGAAGUAACAUUAGGGCUGCAUCAAGGAUCUGCGCUUAGUCCUUUCUUGUUUGCAGUAAUUAUUGACUAUGUGACGGGAGAGCUGCAAAGGGAGGCCCCAUGGGACAUGCUAUUUGCAGACGAUCUAGUGGUGCGCGGAAAGACGAAGGAGGAAGUGGAGCAGAGACUGGGGUUGUAA
Messenger RNA from Rhopilema esculentum, 423 nucleotides. The record is from RefSeq and is a predicted model, not a curated record. Lineage: Eukaryota; Metazoa; Cnidaria; Scyphozoa; Rhizostomeae; Rhizostomatidae.